Messenger RNA from Heteronotia binoei (common prickly gecko), 2109 nucleotides. Its product is annotated as disintegrin and metalloproteinase domain-containing protein 20-like. The record is from RefSeq and is a predicted model, not a curated record. Gene Ontology annotation, molecular function: metalloendopeptidase activity. Gene Ontology annotation, cellular component: sperm head plasma membrane; plasma membrane; external side of plasma membrane. Gene Ontology annotation, biological process: male gonad development; proteolysis. The coding region runs from base 1 to 2109 and encodes 702 amino acids. NCBI's taxonomy places the organism in Eukaryota, Metazoa, Chordata, Lepidosauria, Squamata, Gekkonidae. The transcript has a single exon.
AUGACUAGUGAUCAAGCAUGGUUAUUGGUGCUUAUCCUGAGGAACAUCCUGAGCAAGAUUACUGGCCAAGCACCUCCUCCAGGGUUUAGGUAUACCUCUUAUGAGGUAGUCAUUCCAAAGAGACAGACCCCCAGGUUUGGACAACAGGAACCCCAGCAUGUGACCUACUUGCUGAAGAUUGAAGGGAAGAGCCACUUGGUGCACCUCAUGCAGAAGAGAGCCUUUGUCCCCAAACACUUUCCUGUUUUCACUUACAGCAAGGAGGGGGAUCUGCAGGUGGACUAUCCAUUCAUCAGGGAUGACUGUUUCUAUGACGGUUUUGUACAGGGCAUUCCUGUCUCUUUGGUUUCUAUUAGCACUUGCUUAGGAGGUCUUAGAGGUGUUUUGCAAGUAGGGAAUAAAUCCUAUGAAAUUGAACCUGUCCCAGCAUCUGCUACCUUUCAACAUGUGGUGUAUCGACUAGCAAAAGAGGAAGGGGCCAUCCGUAUGAGGUGUGGGCUGACAGAAGAAGAGGAACUUCGACAGGCAGCCAUGAUCCCAAAGACUGGGAAUGUACCACUUGAAAGAUCAGAAGACCAACCCUUGUGGACACACAAAGUGCAUGCAAAGCUUGUCAUUGUGGUAGAACAUAAACGCUAUAUUCAGUUUGGCAGAAAUGAAACUGCUGUUCUAUUGAAUAUACUGAGAAUCAUCCAGUUUACAAAUUCUUUGUAUGUUCCAUUUGACAUUCAGAUAGUUCUUGUUGGACUGGAAAUAUGGUCUCAAAGGAAUCUCAUAGAUAUUUCUGACACAAUGAGUCCUCUGCUUAUAAGUUUCAAUGAUUGGAGAAGAAAUACACUUAAUAUGCGUCUACCACAUGAUGCAGGUCACUUAUUUGUAUAUAAGCGUUUUAAAGGUAUAAUUGGAUUAGCAUAUGUUGGAACAAUAUGCCAGAAACAGUUGGCCAGUGCUGUUGCCUCAUAUACUACUACCAGUUUGUUCAAUUUUGUUAUCACAUUUGCUCAUGAACAAGGGCAUCUUCUUGGGAUGUAUCAUGAUUCAGAGUUCUGUAGAUGUGAACAACCACAAUGCAUCAUGGCUGCCUACUAUGUAUCCAGUGAUAAGUUCAGCAACUGCAGUUAUAAAGACUAUUACAAUUUAAUGAAAUCUGGUAAGGGAUGGUGCUUGUUGCCAGAUGGACACCCUAAUAAAGUUAAUAAAAUCACAUACUGUGGAAACAAAGAAGUGGAACAUGGUGAGCAAUGUGACUGUGGGUCAAAGUGGAACUGUGAACAGGAUCCCUGUUGCCAGUUUGGUUGCAAGUUGCGUUCCGGUGUCACUUGUGCUAUUGGAGAGUGCUGUUCCAAAUGCCAAUAUCAUCGGGCUGGAAGUGUUUGCAGGAAAAGUGCCAGUAUUUGUGACCUUCCAGAAUACUGCAAUGGGUCUUCAGAAUGGUGUCCUGAAGAUGUUUAUGUACAAGAUGGUGCCCCCUGUCCAGAUGGUGCGUACUGUUACCAUGGGAGUUGCUCUACUCACAAUAAGCAGUGCAAAAUGAUCUUUGGCUCAAGAGCAACAGUUGCUUCAGAGGUCUGCUUCAGAAAACUGAAUGCUCGAGGUGACCGCUUUGGCAACUGUGGCAUUAAUGGUAGUAAUUAUAUCAAAUGCAAUGCUGAAGAUACCCUUUGUGGACGAAUCCAAUGUGAAAACAUUAAUAAAUUACCUUAUUUGGCAGAACACAACACCAUAAUCCAGACAUAUAAUAGCAACAGUCUGUGCUGGGGCACAGAUUACCAUAGUGGAAUAAAGAUUCCUGACAUUGGAGCUGUGAGUGAUGGCACUCCUUGUGGCAAAGAUAUGAUGUGUAUUAAUAGGAAAUGCACCAAUAUGUCCCUCUUAAAAUAUGACUGUAAUGUGACAAAGUGCCAAAAUAGGGGAAUAUGUAACAGUCGCAAAAAUUGCCACUGUGAUUAUGGGUGGGCCCCUCCAUACUGUCUAGAUAAAGGCCAUGGUGGCAGCAUUGACAGCGGGCCACCUCCAGCAAAGAGUGUCUUCUUUAUUGUACUACUUUCAGUUCUCUUUACUGCUCUUGUUUUGGCUGGUGGUCUUGUUGUAUAUUACAGGCCAACCUGA